AACAUUGAUAAAGGUUGCGUUUUCAAGCAUGCGUCAUCGGCUUGCCAUGGAGAAGGGCCUCCGCAGAUGAGGAAGAUGUUCAUCGGAGGCCUUAGCCAUGAGGCGAAUGAUGAUGCGUUGCGUGCCUAUUUUACGCAGUGGGGACCUGUGGUGGACGCCAUCGUCAUUCGGGACCCUACCACGAAACAAUCGCGUGGUUUCGGUUUUGUCACUUUUGCCACCAUAGCCAGCCUCGAAGCAGCUAUGAUAAAUCGACCACAUGUUAUUGCUGGAAAGACGGUAUUCCUAGUAAACCUUUUCUUCAUUGGUUGUAAGCUGUUUGAUCGAAAUUAUAUAGUAAUAUAG
Molecule: messenger RNA, 345 nt
Organism: Haemonchus placei
Lineage: Eukaryota; Metazoa; Nematoda; Chromadorea; Rhabditida; Trichostrongylidae
Source: the annotation of a GenBank genome assembly